AUGUCCAUGCAGGGAAUACUGCUAGCGGGUGCCCCUCUAGAACUCGAAGAUAAAACAUCGUGGGAGGUCCCUGCGCAGCAAUUGGAUAAGCUGUUCGAAUUAUCUGGUCAUCUUGGACUGGAUGGAUACAUCACGCCUGUGCAAGCGUGGAAUCGAUUAAUGAAAUAUUUUGAUCUUGCGUCGAUAAACUUUGGAACUUUGGAGGCUUUGCGAUCGGCUAUGAUUCCGCAUAUUAAGUGUUAUGGGUGA
This is a messenger RNA of Penicillium cosmopolitanum, 249 nucleotides long. RefSeq lists its product as uncharacterized. The transcript has a single exon. The coding region runs from base 1 to 249 and encodes 82 amino acids. The record is from RefSeq and is a predicted model, not a curated record. NCBI's taxonomy places the organism in Eukaryota, Fungi, Ascomycota, Eurotiomycetes, Eurotiales, Aspergillaceae.